UCCAAACGGACUUGGUGGGAACAGAAUACCAAAAGCUGGUGUCCCCAAGUUCCUGCUGUACCAAGCCAAUCAUGAUUUUUCCAGGCAUUUUCUUAUUUCUGACCUUUUGUGGAAGAAGUUCGGCUCAAGAACAAACAUAUGUUAUUACAGCACCCAAAUUGAUCCGUGCAGGAGCAUCUGAGAAGAUGGUGGUUCAAGCCUUUGGAUAUGAGCAAGAGUUUCCCGUAACGAUAUCUAUUAAAAGUUUUCCAGAUAAACAAAUUACUUAUGCCUCGGGUCGUAUCCAGCUGACUCCUGCCAAUAAGUUCCAAGGGUUUGUUACUUUAACGAUCCAACCCAAAGAUUUAGGAAACAGAGACCCAAACAAUUUAGUUACAUCCGUGUAUCUGGAAGCUGUUUCUCCACACUUUACAAAAGAGAAGAAAAUUCAUGUUACAUAUGAAAAUGGAUUUCUCUUCAUUCAGACUGACAAACCUGUUUAUACUCCAGAUCAGUCAGUGAAGAUCAGGCUCUACUCUUUAAAUGAAGAACUGAGGCCGGCACGAAGGUCAGCCACCUUAACUUUUGUGGAUCCUGAAGGAGUGGAAGUGGACAUUAUAAAAGAAGAUGACUUUACUGGAGUUAUAUCAUUCCCAGACUUCAAAAUCCCAUCACACCCUAAAUAUGGUAUUUGGAAAAUUAAAGCUCAAUAUCAAAAGGACUUCACAACUACUGCCGAAGCAAAAUUUCAAGUCAAAGAAUAUGCCAUGCCAAGCUUUUCUGUCACCAUAGAACCUGAAAAGAACUUCAUUAGUUUUGAGCAAUUUGAAAGUUUCAGGAUUGUUGUGAAAGCAAGAUAUUUCUACAACAAGAGAGUGGCCAAAGCGAAUGUUUAUAUCCGUUUUGGAAUAAUUCAAGGAACUGAGAAAACCACGAUGCCAAAAGCAGUGAGGUUCAAAGAGAUGGAUGAUGGAGUUGCAGAAUUUAAUUUUAACAGCAAAGCUGCUGUGGCUGAAAUAGGGUAUCACAGCCUUGAGGAGCUUGAUGGCCUAGGCCUUUAUAUUGCUGUUUCAGUGCUGGAAUCUACAGGUGGUCAUUCUGUGGAAAGUGAAUUCACAGGCAUCAAGUAUGUCCUGUCCCCCUACAAAUUGAUUUUGAUCGCUACUCCUCUGUUUGUGAAGCCUGGACUCCCCUUCUACGUUAAGGUGCAGGUGAAGGAUACAUCAGAUGAACCUGUUAGAAACAUUCCUGUGAUUUUUACUGCAAGCGCCUUCGAUGGGCAAAUGGAAGAGACUACGUUAGUUCAAGAAGGUUCAGAAUCUGGGAGAAGUCAAACGAGCCAAAGUGAUGGAACAGCUCUGUUUGUGGUUAAUGUUCCUCCUGGUAGCAAUGUACUGGAGUUUCAAUUAAAAACAGCAGAUGCCAAAUUAUCAGAAGACAACCAAGCUAGUAAGAGCUACGUGGCAAAAUCGUAUGUUUCUCCCAGUGGAAGCUACUUAUAUAUUGACUGGGCUUCAAACCACAAAAUGCUACGUGUGGGAGAUCAUCUCAACAUCAACGUGCACCCGCUUAGCCACUAUGUUCACAAAAUACACCAUUACAGCUAUUUGAUCUUAUCCAAAGGGAAAAUAGUAAGCUAUGGGACUCAGGAUAAGAUUAAAGACUCUGUUUAUCAAAGCCUAACUUUUCAACUAACUCAUGAAAUGGUGCCUUCGGCUCGUCUUCUCGUCUAUUACAUAGUUACAGGAGAAGGCACUGCAGAGCUGGUAGCUGAUUCUGUCUGGUUAAAUAUAGAACAAAAAUGUGGGAACAACAUUGAGGUUCGGUUAACAAAAGGCCAGACAUCAUACAAGCCAGGACAGGUCGUAUCACUUUCCAUGAAGUCCCAGUUUGGCUCUUUCAUUGCUUUAUCGGCCAUGGACAAGGCAAUUUAUGGGAUAACAGGAAGAAAGAAGAGGCCCAUGGAAAAAGCUCUUUUGCAGCUGGAGAACAGCGAUCUGGGCUGUGGUGCUGGUGGAGGAGAGAACAAUGUAGACGUCUUCCGAAAGGCCGGUCUCACUUUUCUAACCAAUGCCAAUGCAGAGGACUCAAAAGAAGCAGAUGAAGCUUGUCAUGCCAUUGUGAGAUCAGUAAGGUCCACCAUCAGCGAGGAAAUUGAGAAAAAAGUAUCUCGCUAUAGACACAAAGAAGUUCAGAAGUGUUGCAGAUCGGGAGCAGCAGAGUAUCCUAUCUCACAGACAUGCAGCGAAAGAGCCAGCCGUAUUAAGAGUGUACCAGUGUGUAUAAAAGCCUUCACGGACUGUUGUGAAUUUGCAAACAAGCUGCGUCAAACUGAGCCACACAAAAUUUUAGUACUGGCAAGAAUGCAUAUUGAAGCAAUCUUGGAUUCAGAUGAGCCAGUAGUCCGAAGCUAUUUUCCUGAAAGCUGGCUCUGGGAAGUGCACCACGUUGCUAGCUUGAAGGCUCUUUCUGUGACCCUUCCUGAUUCUCUCACCACGUGGGAAAUACAGGGUGUUGGCAUUUCAGAUAAAGGUUUAUGUGUUGCUGAUGCACUUCAAGUGGAGGUAGUCAAAAACCUGUUCUUAAGUGUGAAUGUUCCUUACUCUGUUGUCCGUGGAGAACAAAUUGAAUUGAGAGGAUCCCUUUACAAUUACAGAAAUCUCAAAAGCAAGUUUUGCACUCGGAUGUCGGUUGGCGAAGGAAUUUGUCUGUUCAGAGGCACUACCAGGAAUCAGCGCGGCAUACAGACCACUAGCUGUGAUCGCCAUCGGGUAAUCGAGGGCUCUUCUGUUGCCUUAGUAACAUUCAAGAUUCUUCCACUGGAGACAGGUCUCCACACAGUCAACUUCACACUCCUAAGCGAGUUAGGCAGCGAAACUGUUGUGAAAACAUUAAGAGUUGUGCCUGAAGGCAUUCGAAAGGAAAUUUAUGAAGGCCGCACUCUGGACCCACAAGGUGUUUAUGGCACAGUGAACAGACAGGGAGAAUUUCGGCACAGGAUACCACCAAAUAUGGUCCCUAAAACCAAACUUGACAGGACUGUGAGUAUAAAAGGAAACCCUCUAGGUGAAGUGAUCGCUACAGCUCUCGACCCAGAAGGGGUCAAGUUCCUCGCUAACCUCCCCAAGGGAAGUGCAGAAACUGAAUUCAUGAAUGUCAUCCCAAUAUUUUAUGUAUAUCACUACCUGGAAAGGACAAACAGCUGGGAUAUACUUGGCUCGGAAGCCAUCACUUCAAAAAUUAACAUGAGGAGAAGGAUGAAAGAAGGAAUCAUAAGAAUCCUGUCAUUCCAGAAACGAGAUUUCUCUUAUACAAUGUGGAAAGACGGUCAGUCCAGCGCUUGGCUGACCGCUUUUGCCCUAAGGAUUUUGGGACAAGUUAGCUCGUAUACUUCUGUUGAGCAGGCUUCUGUGUGCAACUCUUUGACGUGGCUGAUUGAAUACUGUCAAAUGGAUGAUGGAGCUUUCAGAGAGAUUUCAAGUUACCAGCCAGUAAAGCUGCAGGGUACAUUGCCUCAAGAACAGCAAGAAAAGACUUUAUAUCUCACAGCAUUCUCUCUGAUUGGAAUGGAAAAGGCAGUCCACCUCUGCCCGCUGCAGAAAGUCCAAGAUGCUAUAAAUAAAGCUGAAGAUUACUUGCUGAAGAAUUUCCAGUCUGCACAAAGCACGUUUUCCUUGGCAAUAGUUACUUAUGCACUGACUCUAGCAAACUCCAACCAGGCUGGUGCACGCUCAGCCUACGCAUUACUGAAGAGAGAAGCCCUUGUGAAAGUAAACCCUUUGUAUCGCUUCUGGAAAGAUUCUUCCAACAAAAUCGAUGUAAGCACUCCUUCUGACGGCAGUGCCAAGAUGGUUGAAACCACUGCAUAUGCUUUGCUGUCUACUCUGCUGCAAGGUGGCAAAGAAUAUGCCAACCCAAUUGUCAGAUGGUUGUCCGAACAGCAAAGAUAUGGUGGAGGUUUUUAUUCCACUCAGGAUACCAUUAAUGCUCUGGAAGCAUUAACAGAGUAUUCUAUUCUCAUUAAACGAUUGGAACUAGAUAUGAGUGUCAAACUGGCUUACAAGAAUCAUGGAGAUUUUUACCAUUAUAGACUUACAAGAAGCAGUUACUUGGGAAAGCCUGUGGAAGCACCCUUGUACGAUGACAUACAGGUGCGCACGGGUAGCAACACUGGAUUAGCAACAGUGAAUGUGAGGAGCGUAUAUUAUAAAAUCAGUACUUCUGAAGACACUUGUAACUUUGAGCUGAAGAUUGAAGCAAAGUUACCAGGUGUUCCAGAUGCAGAAGACGAUUCAUAUCUCAGGCAGUCUAAUGAACCUAUGCGCUUGGUGGCUUGUGCAAAGUACAAGCCUAGCCAGCUAGAACCACAAUCUGCUUCCUCCCAUGCUGUGAUGGACAUAUCUUUGGUUACUGGAUUGGAUGCCUACACAGAAGAUUUAUCUAUUCUUGCAAAUGGAGUGGAUAAACUGAUAGCAAAUUAUGAGAUAAAAGAUGGACACGUAGUGGCUCAAGUAGACUCAAUUCCUGCGGGCGAAUUCCUGUGCAUUGGGUUCCGUGUAGCAGAGAUUUUCCGUGUUGGAAUGCCAAGCCCAGGAACCUUCACUGUGUAUGAGUAUCACACCCCUGAUAAACAGUGCACUAUAUUUUACAACCCCUAUGGAGAAGACUCUCUUGUAAAACUCUGUGAAGGCAGUGAAUGCAAGUGUAUGGAAGCGGAAUGUGGGCGCAUGCAGAACAGAUUGGAUGCCUCCAUUACGACUCAGACCAGAUAUGAAGCGGCUUGCCAGAAUGACAUUGCCUAUGUCUAUAAAGUGAACAUCUCGUUGUCCAGCAAAGAAGGCAGCUUUGUUAAAUAUACCGCAACUCUACUGGAUCUUUUUAAAAGAGGGGUGACUUUUGCUCAGAAGAAUGAAGAAGUUGUCUUCAUUAAAAAGAAGACCUGUACUGAUGUUCAGCUCAAUCCAGGAGACAGUUACUUGAUCAUGGGGAAAGAGGCUUUGAAGACGGGUACCAAGUACCAGUAUCCCUUAGAUGCCAUGACUUGGAUUGAGUGGUGGCCUUCUGCUUUGUCCUGUGAUUCUUGUCAAGAGUUUGUGGAGAGUUUGGAGGAAUUUGUAGAUGAUCUCUUUAUCAAUGGCUGUUAAGCUAUCAAAGAACUCCUGCAGGCACCCUUUGGAACAAGCAAAGAUCUCCAGUGUGUGGUAUUUUCUGCAAUUCUUCCUGACCAUCUGUGAUGACCUUAGCUGAUUUAACCAGGAAAGAUGGAUCUAUCCACAUCGACAACAGCACUUAUUUUUGCCAGAAAACCCUUGAGAUUUCUAGUUUUUUGGAGAGAUACAUAUAGUGAGAACCAGACUUACAAAAGGACAAUGACAUUUGGAAUGGGGUGAGAGGAAACGGAACUCAUCAAGAAACAAGAGUGCAGAAAAUGGGCUGUAUGCAUAAAUAAUAGUGAGAUGCAAAUGUAAAUAUUUCAUAUCUGACACUAAAUGUGAUCAGCUUGUUUAGACAGAGACUGUAAUAAUCAACCCAAAAUAACUCAUGUCUACUUAAUCUGCUUUCCUUCUGCACUCAAUAAAAACUAUUACUACUACUA
Eublepharis macularius is the source of this 5575-nucleotide messenger RNA. It is a transcript of the gene C5, whose product is annotated as complement C5. Gene Ontology annotation, cellular component: extracellular region. The coding region runs from base 72 to 5123 and encodes 1683 amino acids. Lineage: Eukaryota; Metazoa; Chordata; Lepidosauria; Squamata; Eublepharidae. Gene Ontology annotation, molecular function: endopeptidase inhibitor activity; protein binding. The transcript has 41 exons. The record is from RefSeq and is a predicted model, not a curated record.